AAGAAAAUAGGCUUCAGUGUUUGGAUUAUGGUAUAGUAGGAUUACUUAAUCCGUGACGCAGCAGAAUAACAAGUCAGUGUGCGCAGUGAACAGUCUCAUGAGGACAAGCACCGGCAAGCAUGUUGCGUCUGCCUGUUGUGAGCCGUGGUCUCUUCCCAGCUGUUGUUACGAAAGGAGGCGCGGCUGCAACCAACAAUGCCCGAACUGCAGCAACAGCAGCAGCAGCCACUGACCUGAUAGAAGUGUUCGUGGACGGGAAGCCUGUUGCUGUAGAGCCAGGAACCACUGUUUUGCAGGCAUGUGAGAAAGCAGGAAUGCAGAUUCCUCGCUUUUGCUACCAUGAACGUCUGUCGGUGGCUGGAAACUGUCGUAUGUGUCUUGUGGAAAUAGAGAAAGUUCCCAAGCCAGUGGCAGCCUGUGCUAUGCCAGUAAUGAAGGGCUGGAACAUUUUAACCAACUCUGAUAAAACAAGGAAAGCCAGAGAGGGUGUGAUGGAGUUCCUACUGGCUAACCACCCAUUAGACUGUCCAAUUUGUGAUCAGGGGGGUGAAUGUGAUCUGCAGGACCAGUCCAUGCAGUUCGGCAGUGACAGGAGCCGCUUUACAGAGGGCAAAAGAGCUGUAGAGGACAAGAACAUUGGCCCCCUCAUCAAAACUAUUAUGACUCGAUGUAUUCAGUGCACUCGAUGUGUGCGUUUUGCUAGUGAGAUUGCGGGUGUGGAGGACCUGGGCACCACUGGAAGAGGAAAUGACCUGCAGAUAGGGACCUAUGUGGAGAAGAUGUUUAUGUCAGAGUUGUCUGGGAAUGUCAUUGAUAUAUGCCCAGUGGGAGCUCUGACUUCUAAGCCAUAUGCAUUCACUGCUCGCCCAUGGGAGACCAGAAAAACUGAAACCAUUGAUGUUCUUGAUGCUGUGGGUAGUAACAUUGUGGUGAGCACACGGGGAGGUGAAGUGAUGAGAAUUCUGCCUCGUAUUAAUGAAGAUAUCAAUGAGGAGUGGAUCUCAGACAAAACCAGGUUUGCUUACGAUGGACUUAAACGGCAGAGACUUACACAGCCUAUGGUGAAAAGUGAGUCUGGGCAGUUGGUACCCACAACCUGGGAAGAUGCACUGACACGUGUUGCUGGAGCAUUGCAGGGAGCUGAAGGAAAUGAUGUGGCUGCAGUUGUUGGAGGUUUGGUUGAUGCAGAGGCUCUGAUUUCCUUGAAAGACUUGCUAAACCGUUUGAACAGUGAAAAUCUGUGCACAGAGGAGGGAUUCCCAAUGGCUGGAGCAGGAUCUGAUUUACGUUCAAGCUACCUUCUUAACACCGGGAUUGCUGGCAUUGAAGAGGCAGACCUGCUGCUUCUGGUCGGCACCAACCCACGGUACGAGGCUCCUCUGGUGAAUGCACGAAUCAGAAAAAGCUGGCUUCACAAUGAGUUGCAAGUUGCUCUUGUGGGAAAGGAAGUCGACCUAAGUUACACCUAUGACCAUCUUGGGGAGUCGCCCAAGGUUCUUCAAGACAUUGCGUCAGGAAAUCAUCCAUUCUGUCAGGUCUUGGCUAAAGCGAAACAUCCUGUUGUUGUAGUUGGCAGCAGCUGCCUGCAGAGAGAGGAUGGAGCUGCGAUAAUGGCUGCUGUGUCCACUAUCGCUCAGAAUGCCCGUGUCAGCAGUGGAGUGGAGGAGAACUGGAAGGUUCUCAAUGUUCUUCACAGGGUUGCCAGUCAAGUUGCAGCUCUUGAUCUUGGGUUCAAGCCAGGAGUAGAAACUUUAAGAAAGAACCCACCUAAAGUUUUGUUUCUUCUUGGUGCUGAUGCUGGCUGUAUUACUCGUCAAGACCUCCCAAAGGAUAGCGUCAUCAUUUAUCAAGGUCACCAUGGUGAUGCUGGUGCACCAGUGGCUGAUAUCAUACUUCCUGGAGCUGCAUACACUGAGAAAUGUAGCACCUAUGUGAACACUGAGGGCCGCUCCCAGCAAACCAGAGUGGCUGUGACUCCACCAGGAAUGGCCAGGGAGGACUGGAAGAUCAUCAGAGCCAUAUCUGAGCUUGCUGGAGUACCUCUGCCCUAUGAUACCCUUGAUGAAGUACGUCAUAGAAUGGCAGAGGUUUCCCCAAAUCUGGUGCGGUAUGAUGACGUGGAGGAGGCCAACUACUUUAAGCAGGCUAAUGAACUAUCUAAGGCAGUGAACCAGGCUGUUCUUACUGAAUUGUUAGUACCUCCUCAUCUUACUAUCAAAGACUUCUUCAUGACAGAUCCAAUAAGCCGAGCCUCCCAGACGAUGGCAAAGUGUGUGAAAGCAGUCAAAGAAGGAGCACAAGCUGUGGAUGAGCCAGCCAUAUGCUAAGACACAACAUACAGCCGUCCGAUUCUUGACCAACUGAUACGCACAAUUCCUGUAUUUGCACAUUCCUAGCUUAUUUGCACUUGUUUUACAGUCACAUAUGUUUUAUUAUAGCAGAUGCCUUGUACUGUACUAACCUACUGAAAUAUGUCUAUGCAGUAUUUGCAGAUUGAAUAUGUAAACUCCACGAGCAUUUAAGUAGAAAUGCAAACCUGACUUUGUUUUACCUAUUAGGACAUUUUCUUUUUAUUAGCUGUGACCAAAGAUUUUAAAUGAUUAUCAUGCACAGGUUAAUAAUAUUUAGUUUUCCUGUUCAGUUGAUUAAAGAUGAUAUUUUUCCUAAAGGUAAAUGGAAUUUAGUAUUGUAAGUGCAGUUCUAUGUACCUAAAUUAAUAAACUAGUUUUCUGUAGGAAA
Molecule: messenger RNA, 2739 nt
Organism: Sphaeramia orbicularis (orbiculate cardinalfish)
Lineage: Eukaryota; Metazoa; Chordata; Actinopteri; Kurtiformes; Apogonidae
Product: NADH-ubiquinone oxidoreductase 75 kDa subunit, mitochondrial
Exons: 19
Coding region: 120-2327 (735 amino acids)
Biological process (GO): ATP synthesis coupled electron transport
Cellular component (GO): membrane
Molecular function (GO): NADH dehydrogenase (ubiquinone) activity; iron-sulfur cluster binding
Source: RefSeq, a predicted model, not a curated record